Molecule: messenger RNA, 927 nt
Organism: Suillus plorans
Lineage: Eukaryota; Fungi; Basidiomycota; Agaricomycetes; Boletales; Suillaceae
Exons: 1
Coding region: 1-927 (308 amino acids)
Source: RefSeq, a predicted model, not a curated record
AUGUCAUCCCGGCAAUCCAACAUCGACAAAUUCUUGCUCUAUGCAACAAUAAGCUCUGUUGGUAUCCCUUCUGGCCCAUGCACCUUAGAUACUACACAAGCUCUCCUUAGGCAAGAGCUGAAAAACCACCUGAUUCAUGAAGGUAUUGGAAGGGGUGCCAGAAUACUGUUGGAGAACUCCAUUUUUCAUCAUCUUGUGAUGAAAACUACUCUCCAAUUAAGCAACAUCAAGACAAUUCAGUACAACAGAACAGGACCAUCUGCAUACUCUGGAGACAAAUGGAAAUUCCACCGCAGGAGAAAAGGAAUCAAAUGUACUUGUGGCGCAAAACAAGACGAUGGUACAGAGGACAGUGGCACAGAGCACGAGGAUGCAGAGGAUGAUGUUACAGAGGAUGAUGAUACAGAUAUUGAUGAUGCAGAGAUCAAGGGUGCAGCGCUUGGCAUAGAGCCCUCUUUUGACUCGGUGAUCCAUGGCCAAUCUGAAACAGAAACAUGGAGUUCCCAAGAGUACCAGCCUUCUAGAUCGAAGAAAAGGCACAGACAGGUGCCCGUGACGACCGAAAAAGAGUUUCAGCGUCUCUUCUACACCAUCCAGUACCACCUGCAUCACAAACUGAAACCCCACCUCCCUUUCAACAUCUUGGCUGGAUCCCGGUACUGGUCCGCAGAGUUCUCCACCUCUCCUAUACCAGACAAAUACAACUGCCAGAAGCCCGACAUAGCCCUGUUUGACUUCGCCAUCAAAAACAUGGGAAAGACAUGGGCAGACAUCCUGUCCCUUGUUGAGCAUACCUCCAGCGAUCUCACUAAAAAGCGAGAUAUACCAGUGUUCUGGAGAUCUACAACCAAAGCCUACCUAAUGCUGAGAGAACAUUGUCGUUGGGUUUUUGAUUUGUGCCAAUCAGCUUCGCGCACAUUACUUUGA